CAGCAUUUGACAGAUGUUUAUAAACCUUGGAAUUGUACACACACAAAUCUUUUUUUCCUUGUAUACAACAGCUGUGUUUAAUUAGAGUAAGUGAAAAGUUACCCAUUAAAAUAGUUCUUUUUGGUUGCACUAAAAGUCUUGUGAUUUACUAUAAAUAUGAGCGACGAAGGAGGAUUUGAUCCCUGCGAAUGUUUUAAUUUCCAUGAAAUCGCCAUGCGAAGACUAUUAAAUAUGUUGAGACAAUCUCAAUCAUAUUGCACAGAUUCUGAAUGUGUUGAUGAUAUUACUGGUGCAUCUCUACAAAGAGGGAAUGAUGAAGGGAUUUUUAUGAUGAGUGUUAUGUUUGUUAUGGCCUUACUUAUUUAUUAUUUAAGACCUAAUCGAUUUAGAACUAAGAAUACUUCAGAGAAACCUUGCUUUAACGAACGGGAUUCGAAUGGAGCACCACCCACACCGCCUCCCAGCAGUUGUUAAAUGAAAAAUCUAAAGUUUUAGAUUAAUUGCAACCUGCGUUUUUAAGUGUUAAAACACUUUUUUAAUUCUACACGCACAUUUUACAAGAUAGAAUAAAUUAAUAUAUAAUAAGGGUGUUUAUAUUUUUGUAUAAGAAAGUUUUUUGAAAAAUUAUCUCAUAGGAGAAAAAAUUAUGGCUAGUCUGGUGGGUCGAAAUUAUCAAAAAAAUUAUUGAAUCUCGUUAUGAAUGGUGAUUUUUAUUUGUGUAAUGCAAUUAUCAA
This is a messenger RNA of Onthophagus taurus, 734 nucleotides long. RefSeq names its product small integral membrane protein 14. Gene Ontology annotation, cellular component: endoplasmic reticulum. Lineage: Eukaryota; Metazoa; Arthropoda; Insecta; Coleoptera; Scarabaeidae. The record is from RefSeq and is a predicted model, not a curated record.